AUGGCAAACAUUGCUGGUUACAAGGCUGUUCUUGAGGCUUCAAACCAUUUUGGUCGUUUCUUGACCGGUCAAGUCACCGCUGCAGGCAAGAUUCCCCCGAGUAAGGUUCUGGUCAUUGGAGCUGGAGUCGCGGGAUUGAGUGCCAUCGCUUCGGCUCGCCGACUCGGCGCCAUCGUGCGUGGAUUCGACACUAGACCUGCGGUUCGCGAACAAGUCCAAUCUCUUGGUGCCGAGUUCAUCGAAGUUGGCAUCCAAGAAGACGGUUCUGGUCAAGGCGGCUACGCGAAGGAAAUGUCCAAGGAGUUUAUCGAAGCGGAGAUGAAACUAUUCCUCGAGCAAUGCAAGGAGGUUGACAUCGUUAUUACGACAGCCCUCAUUCCGGGAAAGCCAGCUCCGAAGCUCAUCACGAAGGAGGUAAGCAUAUUACUACCAAAGAAAAGUAGCGACCUAACAUACCAUAGAUGA
Molecule: messenger RNA, 465 nt
Organism: Aspergillus calidoustus
Lineage: Eukaryota; Fungi; Ascomycota; Eurotiomycetes; Eurotiales; Aspergillaceae
Source: the annotation of a GenBank genome assembly